AUGGCUUUGAGUCAGACUGUGCAUUUUUAUGACUAUCAUAUAUAUUGUAUACAGAGAGGGAAACUGCAGGCUGAGGCAACGGGUUCCCAAGGACAGAAAAGAAGAGGCAGAAAGAGGAAACAGAGAAGAGGACGUGGUGUCAGAAAUGAGAAGACCGAGGCAAAGGGUGUGAAAAGAGAGCACUCACCUGAGACUGAGGAAGAUGCUGAACCAUCAGAUAAAGAACUUUGGACCUCUGUCAAUGAAAGGACCACUGUCAAUGAUUCUGGUGGAGUCCGUCCUUCUCCUCAUUGUCCAUCAUCUCAUAAAAAUGAGGAGGAAUUGCAACAGCCCAUACAGAACUUUCACUCAGAGGAGCACAGUGGUCAUAUGGCCAAAGGGCAGAACAGAGAGGAACGGUCAGAGAGUGUACCUCAGGACUCUCUAACUCCUGAGCCAUCCAACAGCUCUCACAAAAGAAGCUUUCGCUCAGAGGAGCACAGAGGACAUAUGGCCAAAGGGCAGAACAGAAAAGAACGGUCAGAGAGUGAACCUCAGGACUCUCUAACUCCUGAGCCAUCCAACAGCUCUCACAAAAGAAGCUUUCGCUCAGAGGAGCACAGAGGACAUAUGGCCAAAGGGCAGAACAGAGAGGAACGGUCAGAGAGUGUACCUCAGGACUCUCUAACUCCUGAGCCAUCCAACAGCUCUCACAAAAGAAGCUUUCGUUCAGAGGAGCACAGAGGACAUAUGGCCAAAGGGCAGAACAGAGAGGAACGGUCAGAGAGUGUACCUCAGGACUCUCUAACUCCUGAGCCAUCCAACAGCUCUCACAAAAGAAGCUUUCGCUCAGAGGAGCACAGAGGACAUAUGGCAGAAGGGCAGAACAGAAAAGAACGGUCAGAGAGUGAACCUCAGGACUCUCUAACUCCUGAGCCAUCCAACAGCUCUCACAAGAGAAGCCAACGCGUCAAAGCAUGCUCUUUAUGUGGCAAGACUUUCACUGACACACUGGGCUUGACAAGACACAUGCGAUCUCACAUUGAGCAGAUGUCACAUCAAUGCACCCAGUGUGGGAUAGAUUUUGAAUUCAGUGAGGACUUAGAGGACCACCAGAAGAGUAGCUGUGAGGAGAAGAAGACUGAGGAUGGAGAGAACAAUAACGAGAACGGCGAGGACAAUGGGGAUGACUACUGUGGAGAAAGUGUCCAGCAAAAAACUGAAUUGAAAAAAAAUAGUGAUCUGCAAGGAGACCUAAAACAACAUGUGAAAAGAGACACAUGGGGCUGCCCCAUAAAGUGCCAUGUGUGCGGGAAAAGAACUACUCGUAUGCUGGGUUUGCGAAGGCACCUUCUAAUUCACUUCAACAAUGGAGCAUACAAGUGCUCUGCAUGUCCAAAGACUUUUAUAUCAAAUGCUGAUUUGAGAUCGCACCUGAGAUCAAAAAGAUCUUGCAGGGAGAAAUGUUCUGAUGAAGUCAUUACUACCGGGCUCCACCUCAAAUCUGUCCCUGGUGAGUACAAGUGUCCUUACUGUGGGGACACUUUCCAGCUCCCAGAUGAUCUGAGAGGACACACAAAAGACUGUUCCAGAAAGUGCCAUGUGUGUGGGAAAACUACUGCUCGAAUGCUGGAUAUGCGAAGGCACAUGUUAAAGCACAACAACAAUGGCCCAUACAAGUGCCCGGUGUGUCCAAGGACUUUUAUAUCCCAUACUGAUUUGAAGACGCACCUGAAAAUAAAAAUACUUUGUAGGCAGAAAUGUUCUGAUGUAAUGGAGAAGGAGUUACUGUCUUCCGUAGAUGGUAGAUCUAGUCGUUUUUUUCAUGAAACAGGUGUCAUGAGAAGGUGCCAACAACCAAGCUCGAGCAACACAGGUGGGCCUUCAACGAUCGGGCCUGUGUUGGGCUUGAAGAGCUUUGAAGAGUUCCUUGAAGAGCUCUCUCAUGACUCCGACAUCAGCAUGAGCAGCGAGGUUAACCGGAAUAGCCUCCACGAAGACUACAGUCAGGAGGUCAGUCAAUACCAACCCAUAAAGGAGAUUGAUCAAUCCAACCCGGGUGAAUACAAGUGUCCUCACUGUGGGGACACUUUCCAGUUCCCACAUGAUCUGAAAGGACACACAAAAGACUGUUCCAGAAAGUGCCAUGUUUGUGGGAAAACAACUUCGAAGACAUGUGACAUGCGAAGACACAUGUUAAAACACUACGAUGGCCCCAUCAAGUGCCCGGUGUGUCCGAAGAGUUUUAUGUUCCAUACUGAUUUGAAGAAGCACCUGAAAACGAAAAGACUUUGUAGGGAGAAAUGUUCUGAUGUGAUGGUAAAGGAACUACUGUCUACAGUCGAUGGUAGAUGUAGGAAAAACGUCAGUGAAACAGGAGUCAUGGCAAGGUGCCAACAAUCAAACAGUUUGAAGAGCUAUGAAGAGUUCUUUGAAGAGCUCCCUCGUGACUCAGAUAAGAGCAUGAGUAGUGGUGUGAACCUCUAUAGCCUCCACGAAGACUACAGUGAUGAGAUCAGUCAAUACCAACCCAUGAAGGAUGUUGACCUGAAUAGCCUCCGCGAAGACUACUGUGAUGAGAUCAGUCAAUGCCAACACAUUAAGGACAUUGACGCAGAUGAGGACGAUACGUCUUUGGAAGAUUCAGGGGGGAAUGAGAUGCCCAAUUGUCACACCCUGGACGAGAGGGGCUGUGACUAAACUUAGUCAGUAUCAUAGGGUGGUGUCGUCUGAUCUAUGUUUACACUAAGAAUAGGGAGCUCUGAAGCACAGUUCUACUAUUAGACAACACCGGUUCUUUUAGUUUGGGUUUAAGUAGAAGAACAUGGAAGAGUGGUCAAUCUCAGUUUCCGUGAACCACAUUAGCAUAAGCUUUUGUUCGGCACAAGAUGGAGGAUACACCAUAAAACAAGUAACACCAUCACAUAAGAAAAACAGGUUUCAGUUCAGGUGGAAGUAAAGCAUUGCACCAAGGUAAUACUUCUCUUAGUAAAACCAAAGCUUCCCGAAGGAGCUCUGCCAAAGCUUCAACACAAACACAGCUUCCCUCGCACCUGCACCUCCCCCAAGGCGGCCACACCCCAAACAGAAAGGGUUAUAAUGGGGCGGGGAAACACAGGGAGACAAUCGCAUCUUUCAUUUAAUCACGGAGUUAACAAAUACUAAAUUAGGAGCACCUGGGCCAAAGCAUUCACAGUAUAGGGCAUUCGUCACACCUGUGACACAAUGACAAAGAACCAAACUCGACCAAAGGCUUAACAGGGAAACACUGACCCAAGCCCUCUCCAGGAUUCAAUCUGAGAGAAGAAUGAGAUACAGGUGAUACCAACCUGGUCUCAGUAUUUCGUAUUAUUCUUUACGUACAUUUCAAUACACCCAUUUAGUAUGAUAUGUUACAUUUCGAAUGGUAUUUACAGUUGAAGUCGGAAGUUUACAUACACUUAGGUUGGAGUCAUUAAAACUAGUUCAACCACUCCAUAAUUUCUUAUUAACAAACUAUAGUUUUGGCAAGUCGGUUAGGACAUCUACUUUGUGCAUGACACAAGGUUUUUCCAACAAUUGUUUACAGACAGAUUAUUUAACUUAUAAUUCACAGUAUCACAAUUCCAGUGGGUCAGAAGUUUACACACACUAAGUUGACUGUGCCUUUAAACAGCUUGGAAAAUUCCAGAAAAUGAUGUCAUGGCUUUAGAAGCUUCUGAUAGACUAAUUGACAUAAUUUGUGUCAAUUGAAGGUGUACCUGUGAAUGUAUUUCAAGGCCUACCUUCAAACUCAGUGCCUCUUUGCUUGACAUCAUGGGAAAAUCAAAAGAAAUCAGCCAAGAUAAAAUUGUAGACCUCCACAAGUCGGGUUCAUCUUUGGGAGCAAUUUCCAAAUGCCUGAAGGUACCACGUUCAUCUGUACAAACAAUAGUAUGCAAGUAUAAACACCAUGGGACCAUACAGCCGUCAUACCGCUCAAGAAGGAGACGCGUUCUGUCUCCUAGAGAUGAAUGCACUUUGGUGCGAAAAGUGCAAAUCAAUCACAGAACAACAGGAAAGGACCUUGUGUAGAUGCUGGAGGAAACGGGUACAAAAGUAUCUAUAUCCACAGUAAAACGAGUCCUAUAUCGACAUAACUUGAAAGGCCGCUCAACAAGGAAGAAGCCACUGCUCCAAAAUUGCUAUAAAAAAGCCAGACUACGGUUUGCAACUGCACAUGGGGACAAAGAUCAUACUUUUUGGAGUACGAUGUCCUCUGGUCCGAUGAAACAAAAAUAGAACUGUUUGGCCAUAAUGACCAUUGUUAUGUUUGGAGGCUUGCAAGCCGAAGAACACUAUCCCAACUAUGAAGCAUAACAUCCCAACCGUGAAGCACGGGGGGGGGGGGUA
Molecule: messenger RNA, 4350 nt
Organism: Oncorhynchus nerka (sockeye salmon)
Lineage: Eukaryota; Metazoa; Chordata; Actinopteri; Salmoniformes; Salmonidae
Product: zinc finger protein 227-like
Exons: 3
Coding region: 1-2679 (892 amino acids)
Biological process (GO): regulation of transcription by RNA polymerase II
Cellular component (GO): nucleus
Molecular function (GO): RNA polymerase II cis-regulatory region sequence-specific DNA binding; DNA-binding transcription factor activity, RNA polymerase II-specific
Source: RefSeq, a predicted model, not a curated record